AGGAAAACUAUAAUAUUCCCAUUCCCAAGCAAGUCUUAUUUUUAAAAAAGGAUCUGUAAGUUGUGGGUACACUGGCAGUUUAAAGGGGAAAAAAUGUUGCCAUUUGACUAAAAUAAUAGCAAGUUUUGACCUUUUUUAAAGAAAGGUAGGUUCUUCCAGAAACUUGCAGUAUAGGACAGAAGGAUUAAAAAUACAAUGGACACCAAAGUACCAGAGGACCUUCAUUGGCUCCAGUAGGGUUAAUAUAUAUUUAUAUUAUUUCUUCCUUGGGAAUUACUACAUGAAUGGAGAGUUCUGCGUUCUAGCUAGUAGAUUUUUGUCAAUGUUUAGACUGAGCAAGGAACCCUCCCUUCUUGGCGGGGGGGGGGGGUCACAUUUGGAAAUCUAAGAAACUAGCAUGGACAGCACAACAUAGCUCUUUUGCAGAAGAAAAACACAACAAUGGGAUGAAAAAAGCCUCCUCCCCGAAGCACCAGCUAAAACACCCAUGCCCUUAACAAAUGCAACACAGGGACAAAGAGAGGCGACCCCCAAAUUAAAAACAAACCAGACCCUGAUUUAUUUAUUUUUUAAUUGAGAGGGUUAGGAAGGGGAGGCUCAAGGGGGAGUCUGAAGGUACCACGGGGCACAUUGGGCAGUCCAUGUUUUGAGCAAGGACAUGUCCCCAUCCCACAUUUCUAGUGCAUGUGUAUUAAAAACAUUCUCUCUACCCCCUCAACCUCUCAGUGUUUGUAUGAAAUUUUCCAUGAUAUCCUAGUGGUGGGGUAGUCUUUAAAUAGCACACGUAACUGAACAUUUAGGUGUUGUUCUUAUUGGAAGCCCGCUAUUAAAACACUUGGAAGCCAACGUAAAGGGAUGGUAUGACUUCCCUGAUAACCUUUGCAACACAUCCAACUGCCAUGGCUGCUCCUGUGCUGUUCUAUACAGGUUCACUGUAUCAUUCCGAAUGUAGCAGCCCCAGCCUGGUCACCCCACCACAGUCGCCGCUUAACCUGGAGACCUCGUCCUUUGCCAGUAGCCAGUCGCAGAACUCGCUUUCCACCCUGCCCAGGGCACUUUAUGACUGGAUGUCUGAAGUGGAGCAGGAUUUGAGCUUCAAGAAGGAUGACAUUUUGUACGUCAAUGACACUCUGCCGCAGGGGAACUUUGGCUGCUGGAUGGCGUGGCAGCUGGAUGAAAAUGGCCAAAAGCUGGAAAGAGGACAGAUUCCCAGCAAAUACAUGAUGGAGCAGGAGUUCUACAGGAGGCACAGCAUGUCCGAAGCUAAAGAUGAAAACAGCUCUGCAAAGACAUCGUCAGCAGCAGCUCGGAGGUCAUUCUUUAGGAGGAAGCACAAGCACAAACACAGCGGGUCCAAAGAUGGAAAGGAACUGCUAACCCUUGACACCAUCAGCACAGACUCCAUCCCUUUUUUGGAUGAUUCUGUAAACCUUGCUUAUCAACGAGUCCAGAAAGUGGACUGCACAUCUCCCAGGCCUGUGCCUAUUCUAGGGCCAUUACUUGAUGUUGUGAAGGACAUACUAUUCAAGGAAUCUCCAGGAAAAUUUUGCCGGUGUCCUCUAGAGGUGAUGAAAGCUUCUCAACAAGCCAUCGAGCGGGGUGUGAAAGACUGUUUAUUCAUAGAUUAUAAACGUAGGAGUGGACAUUUCGAUGUGACAACUGUUGCCUCAAUAAAGGAGAUAACAGAGAAGGACUGUCACUGCCUCUUGGACAUUGCUCCUCAUGCCAUCGAGCGGCUCCACAGCAUUCAAAUCUACUCAAUCGUCAUUUUUGUCCGUUACAAGAAUGCCAAGCAGAUCAAAGAGCAAAAAGACUUUCUGAGAGACAAAGAUACGCAGAAACAUUCCAAAGAACAGUUUGAGACUGCUCAGAAGAUAGAACAGGAAUAUAACAAGUACUUCACAGGGAUUGUCCAGGGAGGCCCUCUCUCGAUCAUUUGCACUCAGAUCAUGACAACAGUUGAUCAAGAACAAAACAAGGUCCUAUGGAUUCCUUUUUCAUAAGACUGCUGCAAGCAACCUGUUCAGGUUCCCCUACCCCAGUCUUUUUUUUAUCACAUUUAGGUAGUCUAUGUAAUUGGAAGCUUACAUUGCUCAAGCUUUGUUCUUUUGGUGUGUAAUAUAGCCAUAGGAAUUUUUAUUUAAUUAGAAUUGCAAUCUCUAUUAUAGGGAUCUGACAACCUCUAGUGUGGUCCUGUAACUUGUUGGUUUUGCUAUUGUCAAUAAAUGUAAUGUGUGUCUGUUUUGUUUUGUUUUUUAUUUUUUGUUACAAUAUAUUUUCUGAACUAAAAGAAAGUCACUGCAUGAAAAUAAAAAAAGUUAAAGAAACUGAGUAUUGUGUUAAAAUAAAGGUCAAUUUCUAUAACUUGACUUGUAUGGAAGUGUUGCAUAAAUCCUUUUCUGACUCCGUUUUCAGUUUACUACUAUCAACCAGGUUACAGAAUUAAAACAAAUUCACAGACAUUUGUAAUGGUUAUUUUACAGUGAGAUUCCAAAUUGCAUUUUGUUGAUAGAGUUGCAAUUACCCAUGAAGCAUAAUGACUCCAAAAGAAAAUUCAGAGUAAAGCUUGCUUCGUUUUUG
Molecule: messenger RNA, 2580 nt
Organism: Zootoca vivipara (common lizard)
Lineage: Eukaryota; Metazoa; Chordata; Lepidosauria; Squamata; Lacertidae
Source: RefSeq, a predicted model, not a curated record